Messenger RNA from Scophthalmus maximus (turbot), 2801 nucleotides. RefSeq names its product leucine-rich repeat and immunoglobulin-like domain-containing nogo receptor-interacting protein 1. Bases 354 to 2180 code for a protein of 608 amino acids. The transcript is spliced from 3 exons. Lineage: Eukaryota; Metazoa; Chordata; Actinopteri; Pleuronectiformes; Scophthalmidae. The record is from RefSeq and is a predicted model, not a curated record. Gene Ontology annotation, molecular function: protein binding.
AUUGUUGCUGUUGCCAUGAGGACGGCAGAGCAACAGGGGAACCGGGCUGCAUCAUCGCAGCUUCCACUGGAGUUGAAGAUUUCAUAAUGGGAGGAUGAAGCUCUCCCGUUUUGAUCCGUCUGUGUGUUUCUCUCACGUUGCGGGUUUCAUCUGGAUCUAUUUUUGACACAGGAAAAAAAAGCAACACCUGAAAACAUACUAAUACAAUUUUUCUGGGUGUGAAAAUGGAGCCGUCAACAUGACAAGCCCAGACUGAAGAGACGUCUUCGUGAGUCUAUGAAGACAGAACCCUCCAUCAGCAGCAGUCUGGUUAUGAAAAACUACUUCCUGUUUGCUGAACGGCACGCCACCAGAUGUUUGAGCGGCUUGCUGUCCACCAACGCCUGUGCUGCGGAGUUCUAUACUUGUUGGCAGCCGGGGUGGCGUUUACGUCUGAAACACGCCGGCCGUGUCCACAGUCCUGCCGCUGCAACAACGAGCUGCUGGUGAACUGCUCUCAUGGGCAACUCAGCACAGUGCCUGACAAUCUCUGGAAAGAUGCUAAAAUACUAAACCUGACUCACAAUAACAUAAGAACUCUGGUGCAUCAGCAGUUCCAGACUCUAGCCCGACUUUUAGAAUUGGAUUUAAGUGACAACCUUCUGGCAAUAGUCGAAGUGGAGGCCUUUCUCGGCUUACAAAGUCUGCUAACGCUGCGUCUAGCGCGCAAUCAUCUGAAGAUUAUUCCUGUGGGAGCAUUUGCUGGUUUGCCAAACCUGCAGUUACUGGACAUAAGCAGCAAUGAGAUCCUUGUAUUCGUAGAUUUUACUUUCCGCGACCUGGCAGCCCUGCAGUGUAUCAAAGCAGCAGAUAAUGACUUAGUGUUCAUCUCUCAUCAAGCUUUCACUGGACUAACCAGUCUACACGAGCUGCACAUUGAUGGCUGCAACCUCACUGCUGUGCCGACAGAGGCGCUCACACAGCUUAGUGUGCUGAGGAGCCUUCAUUUUCACCGCCUGGGCCUCAACGCACUGCCAAACUAUUCAUUCCAUCAUCUAGUACACCUCAAGGAACUUGUCAUUUCUCAUUGCCCCUGGCUGGAGACCCUGUCGGGAAAUAGCCUCUUCGGCCUAAAUCUCACAUCCCUCACUAUUAGACACUGCAACCUCAGUGCUGUGCCCUACAUUCCUUUGCAUCAUCUUGUAUAUCUUAUAUACCUUGACCUUUCCUUUAAUCCAAUCACUUACAUCCACGGGAACCUCCUUGGAGACUUGCUGCGCCUCCAAGAGCUCCAUCUGGUUGGGGGAUCACUGUUAAGCAUCGGAAUCGGAGCAUUCAGGGGUUUAACACAUUUCAAAUUGCUGAAUGUGUCUAGAAACCUUCUCACCACACUUGAGACGGGAGCUUUUCAAUCAGUGGACGCCCUAAAAACCCUGGGACUUGACAACAACCCACUGGCUUGCGACUGCCGCUUGCUGUGGGUGGUGCAAAGACGCCAGUACCUGGAAUUUGGGGGACAUUCGCCGACUUGCACUACCUCGCUCCAGCUGGAGAGCUGGCACUUCCUGGACUUCUCUGAAGUUGAGCUACCAGGCCUGCUCACCUGUCGGCAGCCUCAAAUUCUGAACCGCAAACCUCAGGGAGUGAAAGUAGAUCAGGGACACACGGUGGUGUUUUAUUGCAAUGCAGAAGGUGAGCCUCUGCCAUAUAUAAGCUGGCUAAACCCACAGUUAAGACCUUUGUCGCCUACUGGUAGAAUACGGACACUCUCUAAUGGCUCAUUGGAGGUUCGCUACGCACAGCCUCAGGACAAUGGUACUUAUCGCUGUGUGGCAUCUAAUGCAGCAGGAAAUGACAGCCUGCACGUCAGCCUUCAUGUCCAAGCCUUUCCAUCAUCUUCCAAAAACCCUUUACGUCUUAAAGGUUGGUUUGCCCUCCCGUCUGCCUCUCCAGGUGUGAACGGAAAUCAGAAACACCCGUUUGAUGUCAAGACAUUAUUGAUAGCAGCAGCUAUUGGGUUUCUUUCAUUUUUCAGCUCUGUGAGUGUAUGUUUCAUUUUCAUGUUCUUCUGGAGUAAGAGCAAAGGGAAAAUAAAGCAUACAGCCACAAUCGCAUACGUGCCACGAAGUGCCGUGUCGAAUAGUAACGGAGGCAAAGGCAACUAUAUGGAGACAAGCAGGUUCACCAUGAAACUAAUAUGAGUCAAUAAGUAAAAUGUACAUUUUCAAUCAAAAACCUGGUAUGACCUAAUAUUAAAAUAGAAAGGCACUGACCCCAAUGUUAAUAGACAACUGAAAAAUUACAAUAAGGUGUGAAUUGUUGUAGCUUGUUAACUUGUGCAGCAAAGGAUGGCAAUUAUAAAUGUGAUACAUGAUAUAAAACAUUAUAGGUACCUUUUCUGUUGCAAAGAGAAAAUGAUAAGGUUUGCAACAAAUUGUUCUGCUUUCAGUUCCUUUCGGCAAGAUAGCUCGACUAUCACAAAGAUGGGUUGUGAAAAAAACAAAAAACACAGAGUGCACCAUUUAACAAAAAAUAAAACAAUAGAACAAUUAGGCAUUGUAUGGUAAUCAGGAGAUAAUAAGAAUAUAAUUAUACAACUCGUAUGUUAAGGUUAAUCUACACAACACUGUACAGCAUAUAAUUUUAUUCUACCUAGUUUUAUUGUAUAUAUAUUUUUGCUAGUAUUCUGACAUUACCACUGUAUAUAAUUCUUUACUGGAUGUGUGUACUGUACUUUUUUUUUUUUUAAUUCCCUAAUAAAGCAUUUCAUGUUUUCUGCCAAAACCCCCCAGCUUUCAAUAAAAUGAACGUGCUUUCAAAAA